Notolabrus celidotus (New Zealand spotty) is the source of this 2445-nucleotide messenger RNA. RefSeq names its product interleukin-17 receptor D. Lineage: Eukaryota; Metazoa; Chordata; Actinopteri; Labriformes; Labridae. The transcript has 12 exons. The coding region runs from base 1 to 1809 and encodes 602 amino acids. The record is from RefSeq and is a predicted model, not a curated record. Gene Ontology annotation, molecular function: interleukin-17 receptor activity; protein binding.
AUGUGGAAGGCAGCUCUAAUUUUCUACCAUCUCUCGGCUCUUGGGUGGCCGCUCCAGGCUCAGGAGGAUGUUACAGACGCUGUCAUCCGUCCUCAGGACUGCAGCCUGGACUGUAUACGACAGGGAGAACCUGGAUGUGAAUACUGCAGAAUAACCACAUCAGACGUCAAGACGGCUCUGGGCUUUAAGACGGUUGAUAUGUUUGGAGGUUGUAUUCCAAAGCCAUGUUUUGAUCUGCUUGGAAAAGAAGACCCUGAACUCUGCCAGCACUACGUCCGAGCACCCAAUGAUGUGAAGGUUGAGCUAGUGCAAGAGUCAAACCCCAAAUCUGACACCAUUGUUGUGUCCUGGAAGCCCAGUUACUAUGGGAUCGCCUUCCUGCGAGGCUUUCAGGUGUUAUUACAGACUUUGGGAGGGUCGAGUUUUGCCUGUCAGCUCUUUCUCUUCCAUCGUAACCUCUCCCUCCCGGCGUCACACGCUCAAAAGGUCUACAAGUCCGACCCCUUCUCCGGCCUCUCUCUGGGCUCUCAGUAUGCUAUCACCGUCAUGGCUCUGCCUGUGCCUGAGAAGUGGGAGAGGUUCUACCAGAGCAAGAUCUUCUCCACACGAUCAUGUGCAGAGAAGAAUGGCUUGGAGAAGUGCAAAAAAGACUGGUACCCUAAACACAUCAAGGUGGAGCAGGAAGGGACGGAAGUCAAUGUGACCUUUAACCUGGCUCCCCCAAACCUGGGCAUCAGGAGCUAUUUCUCACUGUGCUACGCUAACGGCAUGAAGAAAUACACCGACAUCACUCCUAGUUCAUCCAAAAACAAAACUCACCACAGCUACGAGCUGAAGGGCCUUCAAGAAGGAACCAAUUACACCUGUGAGAUUGCAGCCAACGAGGUGGACGCAGUGAGGACGAAAUUCAAUGUUCAGGUCCUGCAUAUUAAAAAAGGAGGAACCUCGCCACUCUCCAUCACUCCCUCCUUGGCUCUGAUGCUUCCAGUGUGUCUGGCUGUGGUGGCCAUACUUGUAGUCUGCCUGGCUGCUCUCACUCGAAGGAGGCCCCAACUGCACAUGAAGAGACUAAACAUAAAGCCAGAUGUUAUAACUCAGGAUCGAGAGAGCAGUACUCAGGAGGAAGUGGUGGCUUUGCCAAGUCAAAGGCUGAGCCCCCCUCGUCUUCUGAUGUGCUACAGCAGCAAUGACGGCCCUGCUCAUAUCAACGCUGUCAUGCAGCUAGGGGCAUUUAUACAGCAGCACAUGGCCACUCAGGUGAUUCUGGAUCUGUGGGACUCUAUGAGCGUUGCAGGGGAGGGCAGUAUGGCCUGGUACUGUCGACAGAUCCGGGAGAGCGACUUCAUCUUGGUCAUCUGUUCUCAGGGCCUCAGUAUCAAACCUAAGCUUCCAGAGCAAGAGGACGGCACUGAAGACGAAGAGGCAGAAAGAUGGUUAGACUUUGGGCCCAGCACCUUAAGCUCUGAUGUAGCCGUGCAGCUUGUCGGAGAGGAGGUGGGCCGAGCCAAAGCCAGGGGUCAGGACCUUUCCAAAUACAUGUCAGUCAUUUUUGAGCACUCUGAAGAGACAGACAUCCCCACAGAGCUGAGGCUGGUGUCUCACUACAGGCUCGCAAGAGACCUACCGCUGCUCUUUUCUCACCUUCACAAAGUGGCUCUGCACAGACCGGGGGGUUUCCUGAAGAUAAGCAGCAUCUCAGAGGAAGGCUUUAACAAGUUGCCGGCUGGAGCAGCUCUUCAGAAGGCGAUCCACGAGGCCGGGGUGGAAAGGAGGUCAAAUAGGCGUCACCCUGUGGAGGCAGGGAAGUAAACACAUCAUAUUCAUAUUGUCUGUGUUCUUGGUGGUCCUCUGCCGUGUAAAAGAACAAAGACAUUUAUGAUGUGCCACAGACUUUAUGGCCACACAUAUCAGCAAACAGAAGAAGUCAUAAGCUCACACCCACACAGGGUGGCUAGUGCAAUGACUGUCGCUGCUAAUAUUUCCUAAAGCAAACCUCCUAAUCGCCUCCGCCUCUGAUGGCUCUAGAAGCAGCACCCAUGCACUCUGACCUCUGAAAUGUGUUAACAUGCUUCAUUUGUGUGUGCGUGCAUGAAGGAUUUUCACCAGUAAUGUGAGUAAUGCUCAUGAAAGCUAUUUUAGUCUUUUGAAAGGUUUAUUUUUUCAAAGUCAUUAAAAGCUAUUAGGACGUAAAUAUGUUUAUUUUCAGUAUUGUACAUUAUUGAAGUUAUCCUUUGAGAAUGUUUGCAUUGAAGUACAUUACAAACCCUUAUGCAUGCAUGUUUACAAUCAUGUCUAUAGUUUAUUCAUACAUGUGUGCUUCUCAUAAAUAAUGGUGGACUCAGAGGUCCUGGCUGUUUCACGCUGAUGUCAAUAAAUGUUUCUUUUAUUAUUAUAUUUUCAUAAAAUGUAUAUUUUCUUUAUCUUGUCAUUUAAUAAAAUUUGAUU